Messenger RNA from Cottoperca gobio, 3259 nucleotides. It is a transcript of the gene gpr173, whose product is annotated as G protein-coupled receptor 173. Gene Ontology annotation, molecular function: G protein-coupled receptor activity. Bases 295 to 1500 code for a protein of 401 amino acids. The record is from RefSeq and is a predicted model, not a curated record. Gene Ontology annotation, biological process: G protein-coupled receptor signaling pathway. The transcript is spliced from 2 exons. NCBI's taxonomy places the organism in Eukaryota, Metazoa, Chordata, Actinopteri, Perciformes, Bovichtidae. Gene Ontology annotation, cellular component: plasma membrane.
GAGCCCAGCACGAGCAUGAGGCUUUAUUAUGUGCUUUAACAACCAGUGAAACAAAGCGACUGGGAUCAUUCUUUUGUUUUUGCCUUGAGAGAAGAGCAGAUCCAAAAAAGAUGAGGGGAUGAAAGGUGGCGAGGUUGUGGACAAAGAGGAAAAAGAUGAGUCUGUCAUGUAGAAAAGAUCCUUACGGCUUCUCCUUGUAGAGACGAGAGAGCCGUGGGAGACGACGGCUGUAGGGGGAUCUGUAGUGUUUAUAAAGGGGCCCGAACCAGGCCGGCGCUCGUGGAAGGUGAUACAAUGGCUAACCAGAGCUUUGCCAUCGAUGGCCCGGGCAGUCUGCUGGCUGUGCUGGCUUCACAGAGUGGGAUGGCGAGAGGAGGCAGCAGCAGCGGCGGCGGCAGCGGCAGCAACAGUGGAGGAAUCUCUGCCACAGAUGUGUCUGCCUACUUUAAGCUGGUCUUCUUGGGUUUGAUCAUCUGUGUCAGCCUUGUGGGCAACCUCUUGGUCUCCCUGCUCGUCCUGCGAGACAGGACACUUCACAAGGCUCCCUACUUCUUUCUCCUGGACCUGUGCCUGGCCGAUGCAGUCCGCUCCGCCGCCUGCUUCCCCUUCGUGUUGGUUUCCGUCCACAACAGCUCGGCCUGGACUUACAGCGCCUUGAGUUGUAAAGUCGUGGCUUUCAUGGCUGUGCUGUUUUGUUUUCACGCUGCCUUCAUGCUGUUUUGUGUCGCUGUCACCCGCUACCUUGCCAUCGCCCACCACCGAUUCUACGCCAAGCGCAUGACCAUCUGGACCUGCGCCGCCAUCAUUUGCAUGGUGUGGACUCUGGCCGUUGCCAUGGCAUUCCCACCUGUCUUUGAUGUGGGGACGUACAAGUUCAUCCGUGACGAGGAUCAGUGCAUUUUUGAACACCGCUACCUGAAGACCAAUGACACCCUGGGCUUCAUGCUCAUGCUGGCCGUGGUGGUGCUGGCCACCCACGGCUUCUACGCCAAGCUGCUGCUGUUUGAGUACCGGCACCGCAAGAUGAAACCGGUCCAGCUCGUGCCGGCUAUCAGCCAGAACUGGACCUUCCACGGUCCUGGGGCCACGGGGCAAGCUGCGGCUAACUGGAUUGCAGGGUUCGGUCGUGGCCCCAUGCCACCCACUCUGUUGGGCAUCAGGCAAAACUUACACAAUCAACACCGGCGGCUGCUCGGGAUGGAGGAGGUGAGGUCGGAGAGGAGGCUGGGCAGGAUGUUCUACACCAUCACCCUGCUCUUCCUGGUCCUCUGGGCGCCUUACAUCGUGGCGUGCUUCUGGAGGGUGUUCGUCAGGUCCUGCACCAUCCCUCACAGGUACCUCUCCAUCACCGUGUGGAUGAGCUUCGCCCAAGCCGGAGUCAACCCCAUCUUCUGUCUCCUGCUCAACGAGGACCUGAGGAAAGUGCUGAGAGCUCACCUGCCCACCUACUGGAGGACUAAACAACACCUUCCCCAGGAUGAGGCCUACUGCAUUAUGUGAUCAGACAACGAAGAGAAUGUUUCAGGUUUUAAAGGGAGAUUUGAAGUGAUGUAACGCACCUUGGCUAAGUGUCUGUUUUGCACAACAAAAUCCAAUUUUUGCCAACAAAUGCAGGCGCAGUGCCAUUUUAUUGAGAAUGUUGAUGUUUGAAUAAAUGUGUCAGGUGCAAACGUUUGAACAGGGCAAUUAAAAAGAAAAGCCCUGCUAACACUUAUAUAGUUUCUGAUGAUGUACUGUAUGAUUAACAAGUAGGAAAGAUCACAACUAUCACCGCUCCAACUAAGUGUGACAGAUGCCAUUUUAAAAUAACGUUGCCUUAUUUCAGUGGGACACGCCCCAGAGCUUUCAACUGAGAAUGAGUUAGUGUGUCACACGAGGCACAAAUCAGACACACGGAGGGUUGAAAACCUUGAAUAAAUGAGCUGCGGACUUUGAAUAGAAAGUGUUGAUCAGAGCGUUACUAACUCUGAAACACAUCAAGGAACUCAAAGGGUCUGAAUGGAUUAAUAGACCACCCCGGACGCCUUUUCAUGUAAUUCAAAGAAGACUGCAGAAUAUCGAAUGGACCCAAUAACCUUGGAUACAUUUAAAUAGCUGUUGUGAACCCGAGAAGCCCCUAACAUGCUUGAUUUUUUGGACUUGAUUUAGGGCGUGUCAGGUUUCUUUGUAUCAUAAAAAAAAUUGCCUGUUUUUCCUUUUAUUUGUAAACUAUACAUGUUAAGCAGAUGACACUAUUUUGAAAUAUGACUUGAUUUCAUAAUGUACAGACUGUACAGGAAUGUAUAUUCCUGCUUGUGUGUUUUUAUAUAGCAUUUGUGUGUAUGUGUGUGUGAGCGAGCAGGGAGGGAGAAAGAUGAGAGGAAUAUAAUGAUAGAAUAGGUUCCAGUAAUAUUGAGUCAAUAUGAAAGCAGCCUCAUCUUGGUGUCUCAAAAACAUGCAAAAUUGAACAAUAUUCAUAUGGAAAUGUAUCCUUUAAAUGGAUUUCCGUAAAAUGUAUUCAGAUUUUUUCAAUGUACAAGCAAAUGUGAAGUACAGAUGGAUUAUGGAAGAAAAAGAAAGGGGACCGAAUAAUUAGAAAACAACACUUGUGCAUUGCAAACAGGCCGGAGGAUUUAAUGACUUGAAUGAUGAUGUAAAUUACGUCUUAAAAAAAAAAAAAAAACAUUAGCGAAUGAACAUUUAUUUGCAAAUGAUGAUCUUGGGAAUGUUUUUAAAGUACUGUUAUGCUCUCACCAGAAUACAAAAAAAAGAAGAAAUGAAGUGGCACUUAAUGGGAAGGAAACUUGAAUGUUACCAGGCCCUCUUAUUACCCCCCCAACAUAAAUGUCACCAUUUAAGGGUCCUGGAUUACAGUGAGUUCAAAAUCUAAUCGUCUUCAGGCUGGAUACGACCACAGGGAUGUUUGUUGUGUGGAAACCGGCUCAGACUACAUGAAGUUGUCUCCAAAUUAAGAUUCAUGUAAUACAAAUGUCAGACCUACAGUAUGUUAAGCAUAGAUAUAUUUGUGCAGUCAAUUUUCUAAAUGUGGACAUUUGCACUGCAUACUGUAUUAGCAUGCAUUCCACUGCAUUUCAUAGAUUCAAGACCGGGGAUUACAACUUGUACAGAUGUUGAUUAUGGGAAAACAAAGUGAAACGGGAACUGAGGUUCAUACUUUUUACGUCUGGCAUUCCUUCGCAAGAUGAUAUUCUGUAACUGUACAGUUUAACUGAGGUGGUUCUUUUGCCCACUCAUCAAUAAAGACUCUACUUUUGAUGCA